AUGAAAUUACUUUUUGUAAUCACUAUUUCCGUUUGGAGUUUGGUAAAUAGUGAUAUCAUAAGUACAAAUUCUAAUGACGGGAGCGGUAACUCAAAAAGCGUUGCGAUAAAUAACAAUCAAGAGAUACUUAAUGUAGGAAACCAAGCAAACGCGAACCAGGCGAAUGUAAACGGUUUAGUAGCAAUAAAUGGCCAAUUUCAACAACAACAACAACAACAACAACAAGUGGUAGGAUUGGGUGGAUUACUUGAUCAAAUAGGAACACUUUUGAAUUCCAUAUUGAACCAAUUACUCCAGAUCAAUGUAAUCUCGAACGCGCUAAAUCAAAAUCAAUUACUCUUGCCCUUAUUAACAGAAGUAAGAGCUAUCCUACAGAAUUUAUUGAACAGUCUUUUAAAUUCUAACCAGAACCCGCUUAUAUUGCAAGUUAAUAAUUUGAUAGCUCAGGUUGGCAAUCUUCUUAAUCUGAUUAAUCAAAAAAGCUUGUUUGGGGGUUUGUUAGGGCAACUUUUGUCACCUGUUGGGAAUAUUUUUGUUGGAGGCGCUCUUCAAAUUGGUCUUGUACCUUCGCUGUUGUUACAAGUUAUGAAUAUUUUGUCUAAUUUAUUGUAA
Molecule: messenger RNA, 612 nt
Organism: Cotesia congregata
Lineage: Eukaryota; Metazoa; Arthropoda; Insecta; Hymenoptera; Braconidae
Source: the annotation of a GenBank genome assembly